UACUGCCACUGAGUGUGUUGUUUGAACAGGUAUAAAGCCAAGGUUGGCGAUUUAUUGCCACUGCAGUUAUACUUCAUUGGCUGAACCCUCCUGGUGACCUGGAUGGAAUUAUGUGAUCCUUCCUUAACCAAUAGGAAGUCCCACCCAGUUGACUACUUAAAAAUGGCGAAAGUCCUCUAAAAUGGGCUUUUGGGAAAUGGAGUCCUCUAUGUAUCUCUAUGCUCCCUCAUCAGAACAAUGGGGCCGGGGUAGUUGUAUCACCUCUGGGUAAAACACUCGGGUUAGUAGAAGAUUAUACCACUCCUGUUACGAUAUAUCUACCUCGUUAAUGUUUGGCCUAUACAUGAGCGAAUUCUGUUUUCAUCGUGUGGAAAGCGCGCCAGACCGGUGCGUCAACGGCGAUGGAAAUAUCGAGUUGCAGUUCGUGACUGACAGCGGCAGCUGAAUCUUCUCAUGAGACCUGGGCGGCUAUGGUGGUGUCCCUGCCUAACCGAUGUGAGGAGCACACAUACUUUUAGAGACUGGAUGACAGCACAACACUCUCUCCGAACAGCUGCUGUCAUUCGGAAGAGUGCUGUCACCGGCGGUUGACCUUCGACUAGAAGACACAGUUGAGAAAAGGAAUUCCUUAACCAAUAUAUUUAAUCAAGAGAAGAGGUAGCCAAUCUUCGUAAUCCAAAGCAAGUGGUUAGGGGGUGACUAGUAGGCUAUGGGAGCAUUAUGCUUUCCCGAAAAGGACUGAUCCCGGACGACUACUUGCUUACCCGCUUGGCUGAGGAUGUCCAGCAGCCUAAAUUCAAGGCGUUAAAAGCGCGGAAGGCUCGUUUCGUCGCCAAAAACGGAACCUGUAAUGUGGCCCACACGAACAUUCGCGAACAGGGACGGUUCCUACAGGAUGUUUUCACCACUUUAGUGGAUCUAAAAUGGCUUCACACGCUUAUAAUUUUCACUAUGUCAUUUCUGUGCAGCUGGCUGCUGUUUGCAAUGGUUUGGUGGCUCAUUGCCUUUGCGCACGGCGACCUGGAUCAAAAGGGUAACGACUUUGUCCCGUGCGUGACGGACAUCCACUCCUUCUCAUCUGCGUUCCUUUUCUCCAUAGAGGUACAGGUGACCAUCGGGUUCGGGGGGCGCAUGGUCACAGAGGAAUGCUUGUCUGCCAUAGUGGUCCUUAUCAUUCAGAACAUCGUGGGUUUGCUGAUUAACGCCAUAAUGCUGGGGUGUAUCUUUAUGAAGACGGCCCAGGCCAACCGGCGCGCCGAAACGCUGAUCUUCAGCAAGCACGCCGUCAUCUCUAUCCGAAAUAACAAACUGUGCUUUAUGAUCCGUUUAGGGGACCUGCGGAAGAGCAUGAUCAUCAGUGCCACCGUGCGGAUGCAGGUGGUAAGGCGCACCACCACUUCGGAGGGCGAGGUGGUCCCCCUGGACCAGAUAGACAUUCACAUGGACAACCCCGUGGGGACCAACGGUAUUUUCCUGGUGGUCCCUCUCAUCAUAUGCCACGUUAUUGACAAAGACAGCCCGCUCUACGAGCUUUCGCCAUUGGAUUUACAAAAUAAUGAUAUCGAGGUGGUAGUGGUGCUGGAGGGGGUGGUGGAGACCACGGGGAUAACAACCCAGGCCCGUACAUCCUACCUGUCUGAGGAGAUACUGUGGGGGCAGCGCUUUGUGCCCACUAUAUCCGAGGAGGAGGGCAUGUAUGCGGUGGACUAUUCUAAAUUCGGUAACACAGUUAGAGUAGCGACACCCAGCUGCAGUGCCAAGAAACUGGAUGAGAAGGGAGGCAUCGCCAGGUUUAAACUGCAAGAGCACGCGACCCCGCGGCCGUCGGUGAGAAGGCGGCGGCUCUCACUACGCAUGAAGCAAUACAGCACCAUCAGCCAACUAGCCUAAAUAGCCUACUUUUACAGGUAUAAAGGAGUUGCCAUUGCAUUUUGUAUGUGAAAGUAAUAAUUUUUAUUACCUAUUGAAUUUUAAUGGAUAACUUUGUAAUACUACAGAAAUGAAAUGUUUAUUAUGUUCUAGCAGAAAACGAGCUGUCUCCACUAUUCCAGUACCAUUUCAACAUCAUCAAAUCACCUCUGCUUAGCCUAAUACAACAUAAGCUAAAUAUGUGGCUGGCCAUGGUUCUGAUUUGUGAGCGGAAAAAACGUUGGGUCAAUAAUAUCCAUAAAACCUAGCAGUCAAUCAAGGAAAUGGUUCCAAUCGUUUUUCCACCAUUUUUCCCAUUGUGGAUUUUAGAAACACUUAAAAUAAGGGCUGUGCUUUGUGUAGGCUUACCCAGGAGUGACAUUGUGAUAACUGUAAAUCUCUCUAGGACAAGGUGACUUUUAUCAAAAUAUUUUCCUGUAUUUACCCCACAAAAAUAAAAUACUAAUUAGCUGAUGUGUCUAUCAGAAAUGACUACAAAUGCAAUGAGACUGCCGAAUCAAGGCAAAGAAUCUCUGGAUUAACUAUGUAAUGUUAGGUAAAUGUAGUAAUUAAUAAAUUGGCAAAAUGUCUUUAAAUUGACAAUUCUGUCA
Oncorhynchus keta (chum salmon) is the source of this 2519-nucleotide messenger RNA. RefSeq names its product ATP-sensitive inward rectifier potassium channel 11-like. The record is from RefSeq and is a predicted model, not a curated record. NCBI's taxonomy places the organism in Eukaryota, Metazoa, Chordata, Actinopteri, Salmoniformes, Salmonidae. Gene Ontology annotation, molecular function: ATP-activated inward rectifier potassium channel activity. The transcript has a single exon. Bases 721 to 1890 code for a protein of 389 amino acids. Gene Ontology annotation, biological process: regulation of monoatomic ion transmembrane transport; potassium ion import across plasma membrane. Gene Ontology annotation, cellular component: plasma membrane.